This is a messenger RNA of Engraulis encrasicolus (European anchovy), 1697 nucleotides long. RefSeq names its product insulin-like growth factor binding protein 2b (gene igfbp2b). Lineage: Eukaryota; Metazoa; Chordata; Actinopteri; Clupeiformes; Engraulidae. Gene Ontology annotation, molecular function: insulin-like growth factor I binding; insulin-like growth factor II binding. Gene Ontology annotation, biological process: regulation of insulin-like growth factor receptor signaling pathway. Bases 404 to 1270 code for a protein of 288 amino acids. The record is from RefSeq and is a predicted model, not a curated record. The transcript is spliced from 4 exons. Gene Ontology annotation, cellular component: extracellular region.
AAUGGCAUUGUAAAAAAAAUACUAAUGUAAGUCAUUGACUAUAUCUAUAUCAUGUCUACUAUGUAUUCUAAAAAAGAUAUUGCAUAACAUAUGUUUAUUACAUAGCCUACUACACACUGUAUAGUUAUAUAGUAUACAGAACACAGUAGUAGCCUACUGAAAAUGAGUUAUUACUUUGGUGAUCGGGGGUACAAUCAAGUGAAGUUUGCAUAUAGCAGCUCACAAACAUGUUUGGUGUCCCAGCAGCAAUUUGGCUGCCUUUUUGACGUGAUGCCAGAGGAACUUGACAGUUAAUAGGACCCUGCAGAGAUCUCAGUCGGACCUUACCUGGUCGCAGACAGUCCCACUUUUUCAACCUGAAGCUGGUGACUUAACGCUCAAUAUCCAACUUCAGACAGACACAAUGGUCUCGUAUUUUAAUUGCCGUUUGUUGCUAGCAUCACUCGUGAUACCGUACACGUUACUGGGAGAGGUGAUAUUUCGCUGUCCCACUUGCACCGCGGAGCGCCAAGCAGCGUGUCCAAAGCUCACGGCCACUUCUUGUACAGAGAUAGUGCGAGAGCCCGGCUGCGGCUGCUGUCCGGUAUGCGCCCGGCAACACGGAGAAUCCUGCGGCGUCUACACGCCAAGAUGCUCCAACGGUCUGAGGUGUUACCCGACUCCGGAUUCCGACAUCAUGCCCUUGGAACAGCUCAUAAAGGGAAUGGGACAAUGUGGCGACAAAAAGGAGAGCGUUGAGCCUCAGCCUACUGUCAGUUACGACAUCAGAGAACACAGUGGGGAAGUCUCUGGAACCAAGGCUCCCUCUCAGCGAAAGCAAACAAAGGAGAACCCCAGACUCAACAAAGACUCGGCCCUGCAGAAGGCUCAGAGUGACAUGAGGAAGACCAUGCGGACCCACCGGCUGGAGGAGGCGCGCACCGUACACCCUCGCACCGGCCAACAGUGUCAGCAGGAGCUGGACAAGAUUCUGGAGGAGAUCUCCAAGAUGACCUUCCUCAAUAACAAGGGCUCGCUGGAGAACCUCUACGAGCUCAAGUUCCCCAACUGCGACAAGGAGGGCCAGUACAACCGCAAGCAGUGUCACAUGUCCACCCACGGCCAGAGGGGCGAGUGCUGGUGUGUGGACCCUCUCACGGGCAUGCAGCUCCAGGCGUCACCCAAAGUGCGCGGGGACCCCAACUGCAGCCAGUACCUCCCGGGCGGAGGACCGGAGACCAAGUCCUCCUCCUCCACCACCACCACUGCCGCUGCUGCUGCUGCCGUGUAGGAGUCUUCGUAGAAAUAAAUGUGCUCUCACAACCUUCCAGCCAAAAAAGAUCUUUAAAGGGGCCAGAGUCACAAGUGAUUGAAUUUGAAGCAUGUCAAAGAAUGUAUGUGUGUGGUCUUUUGUGUUUUUGCAGCGUGUGUGUGUGCGCGUGUGUGUGUGUGUGUGCGUGCGUGCGUGCGUGUGUGUGUGUGUGUGUGUGUGUGUGUGUGUGUGUGUGUGUGUGUGUGUGUGUCUGUGUGUAAAGUGGGGGUGUGUUCGUGUGAGCAUGCUCUUUGUCAGUUCUAUAUGUGUGCACAUGUGGACUGUGCGUGCAUGCCUCGGAGUGCCUCUAUUUGUGUGUGAGCGUGUCUGUUUGUGUGUGUAUGUAUCUAUAUGUGUGUAGUGGCCCUCCUGAGUGUGUGUGUGUGUGUGUGUGUGUGUGUGUGUG